GUUGUUGUUUCUUGCUGUUUAAUAUAUAAAUAUAUACUGUAGUGGAAAUAUAGAACUAAUAGACUAAUCAAUUAACACAUGAGCAUGGGUGAAAAAGGCGUUUAAAUGACAAAUAUAUUGAGUACAAGGGUAAGUAGACUAAGGGAGCAAUUUCGUCAGCAGAGCACAGCGACAUUUUUUUUUUUUUUUUUUUUUUUUUUCCUUCCUCGGACUCGGGCUAGGACUGGGGCUAAAAAGAUCAAUGAUUCACACAAAAAACAAUUUUCAAUCAAGGUUCUCUUAUGGCUGGAUGUUUGGGUCGGGUACUUUUUUCUUUUGAUUGAGUGUAGUCUAUUUAGUGGUUCCUGUGUAGACAAAGGUCCAUAGCAAAUAAAGAAGGAGAGAGAGAGGAAGGAAAAGAAAGGAGGAAAAAAA
Molecule: messenger RNA, 414 nt
Organism: Lobosporangium transversale
Lineage: Eukaryota; Fungi; Mortierellomycota; Mortierellomycetes; Mortierellales; Mortierellaceae
Exons: 1
Coding region: 106-366 (86 amino acids)
Source: RefSeq, a predicted model, not a curated record